Molossus molossus (Pallas's mastiff bat) is the source of this 2356-nucleotide messenger RNA. It is a transcript of the gene PPIL2, whose product is annotated as peptidylprolyl isomerase like 2. Gene Ontology annotation, cellular component: catalytic step 2 spliceosome. Gene Ontology annotation, biological process: protein polyubiquitination; protein folding; protein peptidyl-prolyl isomerization. Bases 74 to 1642 code for a protein of 522 amino acids. Lineage: Eukaryota; Metazoa; Chordata; Mammalia; Chiroptera; Molossidae. Gene Ontology annotation, molecular function: ubiquitin-ubiquitin ligase activity; peptidyl-prolyl cis-trans isomerase activity. The record is from RefSeq and is a predicted model, not a curated record. The transcript is spliced from 21 exons.
CGGCCCGGACCCUGUGGACUCGGUUGUAUGUUGACGAUUUUCCGUGCUCACUGGUUCUGCGGGCGUCGGCGCCAUGGGGAAGCGACAGCACCAGAAGGACAAGAUGUACAUUACCUGUGCUGAAUACACUCACUUCUAUGGUGGCAAGAAACCAGAUAUCCCACAAACAAAUUUUCGUCGUUUACCUUUUGACCACUGCAGUCUCUCUCUGCAGCCCUUCAACUACCCGGUCUGUACCCCUGAAGGCGUCGUCUUUGACUUGCUGAACAUCCUCCCUUGGCUUAAGAAGUACGGGACCAACCCCAGCAGUGGCGAGAAACUGGACGGGCGGUCCCUGAUCAAGCUGAACUUUGCAAAGAACAGCGAAGAGAAGUACCACUGCCCAGUGCUGUACACCGUGUUCACCAACAACACCCACAUCGUAGCCAUCAGGACCACGGGCAAUGUCUAUGCCUAUGAGGCGGUGGAGCAGCUAAACAUCAAGGCCAAGAACUUCCGAGACCUACUGACCGAUGAGCCCUUCUCCCGGCAAGACAUCAUCACCCUCCAGGACCCUACGAAUUUGGACAAAUUCAACGUCUCCAACUUCUUUCACGUUAAGAAUAACAUGAAAAUAACAGACCCAGAUGAAGAAAAGGCCAAACAGGACCCAUCUUACUAUUUGAAAAAUACAAACGCCGAGACCCGAGAGACACUGCAGGAGCUCUACAAGGAGUUCAAAGGGGAUGAGGUCCUGGCGGCCACCAUGAAAGCCCCAGAAAAGAAGAAGGUUGACAAGCUGAAUGCUGCCCACUACUCCACUGGGAAGGUUAGCGCCUCCUUCACCUCCACCGCCAUGGUUCCAGAGACCACACACGAAGCAGCCGCCAUUGAAGAGGACGUGCUGCGCUACCAGUUUGUGAAGAAGAAGGGCUACGUGCGGCUGCACACCAACAGGGGCGACCUCAACCUGGAGCUGCACUGCGACAUGACCCCCAAAACCUGCGAAAACUUUAUCAAGCUCUGCAAGAAGCAGUAUUACGACGGCACCAUCUUCCACAGGUCCAUCAGGAACUUCGUGAUCCAGGGGGGUGAUCCCACUGGCACAGGCACAGGUGGGGAGUCGUACUGGGGAAAACCCUUCAAAGAUGAGUUCCGGCCCAACCUCUCACACACGGGCCGGGGCAUCCUCAGCAUGGCCAACUCGGGACCUAACACCAACAAGUCUCAGUUCUUUAUCACCUUUCGCUCCUGUGCUUACCUCGACAAGAAGCACACCAUCUUCGGGCGGGUUGUUGGGGGCUUUGACACACUGACAGCCAUGGAGAAUGUGGAGAGCGACCCCAAAACUGACCGCCCUAAGGAGGAGAUCCGCAUUGACUCUACCACGGUGUUUGUGGACCCCUACGAGGAGGCCGAUGUUCAGAUUGCUGAGGAGCGGAAGAAGACACAGCUCGAGGAGGCAGCUCCAGAGAACACAGUGAAGAAGAGCCAGCCCAAGCCCGGGAGCCAGGGCCCCCCAACCUACCGCCAGGGGGUGGGCAAGUACAUCAACCCGGCAGCCACGAAACGUGUAGCAGAUGAGGAACCAUCAACCAGUGCAGCUGUCCCCGUGGCCAAGAAAAAGCCCAGUGGAGGUUUCAGGGACUUCAGCUCAUGGUAGCAGCAGGCCUGCUGCCCUGGACCCUGCCUGUGCCAGCCCAGCUUCAGUCUCCUGACCUUGACAUUCCUACCUCAGUUCUCCUGAAGUGCCUCUGCAGAAGCGUGGGACAGCUGCCUCCUCCCAGGACCCCCCUCUCCUCUAGCCCUGGGACUCUCACCCUCACUCAAUGCCUGUGGUCCUUGGGUCGGCACAGGCCACCAUCCCCUCCUGCUCGUCAUGCUGAAAUUCUGACUCGGCCCCACGCUUGGUUUUUCUUCUUUCCCUCCUCACCCUCAAUCUUGGUUCCAUCAGUAAGUCUCAGCAGCUCUUACUUCCAGAAGGUACCUUGGCUCUUUCCCAGCUCUGAUGCUGAACAGCAGGCCCAAACCCUUUGUCUCUCACCUGCCUGUCCCUGCCCCUCGUGCCCGCCAGCCUGGCUCUCCACUGUGCUGAGAGCAAGUCCCGGGCCUGCCUGCAGCCUGUCCCUCUGCAGUCUCCCUGCCCCUGACCGUCAGCAGGGGACCUAGGCUCUCGGAGUGACUGCCCAUUCCCUCUGCACCUUUAGACAGUGGUCCCUAACUUCUUCAUGACUCCUUACGCCACCCUUCAACUUACAGACAUCUGAGAACUCACUCGUGAGAGGCCGUCUGCAGCGACCCUGUCUCCAAGAGCCUGGCUGACGUGGGAGGAGAGGGCAGGCGGGGUGGGGGUGCAGACCCUGGAGGCCGGACAUAC